Molecule: messenger RNA, 1746 nt
Organism: Seminavis robusta
Lineage: Eukaryota; Bacillariophyta; Bacillariophyceae; Naviculales; Naviculaceae
Source: the annotation of a GenBank genome assembly
AAACACUCAAUUGCUGUGUAUUUGCUCAAGUGACAAUGUCAUGGUGUCAGCCAGAGAUUAGUUUUUGCAUUUUCACGAUGGACAGUGGCAUAUGCUGGUGUCCCAAAAAGCAGGUUCAAUUUUAGUAAUUGUUAUCAAGGUACCAAGGUAGCUGGGAUUUCAUUAGCAUAAGAAAAGGUGCCAGUAGGUCCAGCUACCGCCAACUGGAGGGCAAGGAGUUCCUGCGGUUCCGUAACCUGCCUGCUGCGAUACCGGUGGUGAGCUUUUGUACUGCUGCCAUUCCUUUGCUUUCGGGGUGCUUGUGGCUGUUCCUACCGCCAGAAGCACGUUCUAUUAACCAGCAGAGUUGUCAUUCACGGUCCGUCAUUGGAGUCAUUCGGAAGUGUCACUGACGGAGUGAGAAAGCUGACGACCAAUCAAUGAUUCAUUGGAUCUUCGGGAAGAUCGAGGAGCCCAUCACGACCCCAUGUCGCGGAAAUUGCAUUCGCUUCCACUUUCCUUUGCCUUCUCAUAACCAACACUCUUAGAUCUUUGUUGCCACAAAUAAGAAUCCUUCAAUCAAACCACUUGUCCUUCCUCAGUUAGCCUUCCUUUUGUGCCUCGAUUAUUAAUCCAAAAUGUUUGCAUCUGCUUCUCGAGCUACCGUGUCGAUUGCUACCAAAAUGAGUAAGGCUUCCUUUUCUUCCACCACCGCCGCAGCCUCCAAAAAGGUUGCCGUCUUGGGCGCUGCCGGAGGAAUUGGUCAACCUCUCAGUAUGCUUCUCAAAUUGAGUCCUCAUGUGGGUGAAUUGAGCUGCUAUGAUAUUGUGGGAACUCCUGGUGUGGCUGCCGAUUUGAGUCAUAUUCCGACUCCUGCCAAAAUCAGCGGUGACUUGCCAGCAGCUGGCAGUUGGCCUCCCAAGGGCAAUGAUGGAAUUGCCAGGGCUUUGACUGGAUGCGAUGUGGUGGUCAUUCCCGCUGGUGUGCCAAGAAAGCCAGGAAUGACUCGUGAUGAUUUGUUCAAUACUAAUGCAGGAAUUGUCAAGGGACUUGUGGAGUCAUGUGCCGAACAUUGUCCUGGAGCCAUUUUGGCCAUUAUUUCCAACCCUGUCAAUUCCACAGUCCCCAUUGCCGCCGAAGUUUUGAAGGCCAGGGGCGUCUAUGAUCCCAAAAAACUCUGCGGUGUCACCACUUUGGAUGUCUGCCGUGCCAAUACGUUUGUAGGAGAAGCCUUGGGCAAGGACCCACGCGAAGUGGAUGUCACCGUCAUUGGAGGACACGCCGGAAUCACCAUUUUGCCACUCUUUAGCCAAGUUCCUGGAUUCAUGGAUGCCGUGGAUGAAAAGAAAAUGGAUGCUCUCACGGUCCGAACCCAAUUUGGAGGAGAUGAAGUGGUCAAAGCCAAGGCUGGCGCUGGAAGUGCCACUUUGAGUAUGGCAUAUGCUGGAUACGUGUUCACCGAAAAUGUCUUGAGGGCCAUGGACGGAGAAGAAAUCACUCAAUGCGCCUUUGUGGAAUCCACCCUCACGGAUGCUCCCUACUUUGCUAGUCCUUGCAAGUUCGGACCUGACGGUGUCACGGAAGUGUUGGGAUACGGCGAGCUUACUGCAUACGAAAAGGGAUGGUUCGACAAGAUGUUGCCCGACUUGAAGAAGCAAAUCCAGAAGGGAAUCGAUUUUGCUAACAACUAAUUUAGUAGCGGAGAGGAGAUAUAUUUAUGUAAAAAUGAAGAAGGAAUGAUAAUAAUAAGUUGGCUCCCUUUUCGCA